UAGCCAUUCAUGUGGGUCAUUCUGACAUGACAAGAAGCCGAUAACAGAACAAGAACUUACCUUUUGAGAUUGUUCCAUUUAACUAGGGCUCAAGCUGAAGAUGGCUUUAGCUCUGGGAUGGUACGGUCCCCUUAUAGAUCUCUCGGAGGCAUCUUCUCACAUCGGUGAUUUUGUUCAGCUUCUCCUCUUCGUUCAUCGCUCCGCUCCGUUUCAGUGGAGGUCGUCGAAAGGAAGGUCCAUAAUCAGGACAGACAUUCAAGUCGGGGAUGAUACGAGGCAGUAUUUUGGAGUAUCUGUUUGGCAGAAGAGCAUGGGAUCCAUGAUAUCAGUGGGAGAUGUUAUACUGUUACAAAAUGUGAAGAUCGUAAAAUUUGGAGAUAUUGUUGAGGCCAGAACUGUUCAAUGGUCGUCGCUGCUUUGUUUGAUCCACCCUUACGAGUUACUUAUCUCAAAAGAUAUAGAAGAGUUGGUGGCAGGCUGUCGCGUUGGGAUAACUAGUAAGGACAAACUUAGGAAGGUCAUAAAGUGGGUGCAGCAGUCUAAGCCUAACAUAUGUAACAUAAGCUCCUGUCAACGAACAGGGCAUCUGCCUAAAAACUGGAAAGUGCUGGAAGAGCGAAUGCCUACAGACUGUUUUUCACUUUCAGAAGUAUCUCAGCUAACAUCAUCUUGUAACGCUGUAGUUAGUGCAUUUAUCGGUGAAAUUUUUCUACAAGUGAACACAAUGGAUCUUAGUGAUAUCCAGAAAGGGAAAAUUUUCCUUAGCAUAAGAGUCCACAAAACUGGGGAUAACUUGGUGGAAGAUCUCAUAUGCACUGGUUGUCAGUUAUGUGGUUCACCCAUGGGUACAGAGUAUGAUCAAAAUGUUAUUCCACUAAGUUGUUCAAAAAGCUCAAGCCGUCUUCAUGCAGUAUGUUUGAUAUACAGGCCUUUCAUGCUAUAUUUGUGGGAUGAAUCAGAUUACAUGCCAGUCCUCGUCAAGAACAGAGCUGCAGAAAUCUUGUUUGGGAACAUCAAGGCUGAAAAGGUCAGUUCAAGUUAUAGACAACAAAUGCUUGAUAAACAACCUAAAAGAGGUGAAUACAAGGGUAAAGAUCCUACUGUCAGAUUGGAAAAUAACCUGAAUGGUUCUGUGAAAGGACUUUCCAGUUCUUGUCCAUCAAAUGCUGAGAAAGGCUUACGAGUGGAAGGAAGGCAUCGCGAUGUUGUAAACUUCAACUCUUAUCAUAUCUGGUUAAUUUUUCUAAAAUUGCUGCUUCAACAAGGAAAGAACAUGCCUCUGAAAUUUGAGAUUGCUGUCGAUUCCAGUUUAGAUACAGAACAUGGGAAGUUCGAAAUGAUUUCUGCAUCAAUGCCUUGCAACAGAACUAUGUAAAUACCCUGUAUCAACUUUUGCUUGCUCAAUUUUGCAACUUCUUACAAAUUUAGUUUAAAAGGUUUGUAAGGCAAAAUUUUUUCAUCAAUUAAAAUCUGCUUCUUCA
Messenger RNA from Prosopis cineraria, 1481 nucleotides. RefSeq lists its product as uncharacterized. The record is from RefSeq and is a predicted model, not a curated record. The transcript has 7 exons. Bases 101 to 1375 code for a protein of 424 amino acids. Lineage: Eukaryota; Viridiplantae; Streptophyta; Magnoliopsida; Fabales; Fabaceae.